AUGAAGUUCCUCGCCCUGCUCGCCACGGCGCUCGUCGCCGCGUCGUCUGCCAGCGCCGAGCUGUCGGAGCGUGACCUGCCGGCCCUGUCGCGCCACCCGCUCUCGAUGGAGCGCCGCAACGCCAUCGUCGAAGAGUACCACCGCCAGAACGCGUCGUCGGGCACGCUCGACAAGCGCCACGGCAAGGCGCACAAGCGCAAGUGCCGCGCCAAGACCAAGCACGCCGCCAAGGCCACCCACGCCACCAAGCACAAGGCGCACAAGGACGCCAAGUCCAACAACGAGUGGUCCCAGCAGCAGCAGCAGCAGCAGUCGCAGAGCGAGCAGCAGCAGCAGCAGCAGCAGCAGAGCGAGUCGCACUCGUCCAAGGACUCGUCGUCGUCGCAGCAGGCCUCUUCUUCUGCCGGUUCAGGAAAGAAGGCCGCCGAGGGCGGCAAGGCCAACGUCGCCACCUCGUCCGAGUCCAAGCACCAGGAGUCGUCCCAGUCCGAGUCCGAGAGCCACAGCGAGUCGUCGUCGUCGUCGUCUUCGUCUUCCUCGUCGUCGUCGUCGUCGUCCAGCAGCUCUUCUGGCAAGGGCCUGUUUGGCAUGACCGGCACCUGUGGCUCCAGCGGCGCCAGCGACAAGUACCCCAACGGUUCUCAGGACUGGCUCAACUGCGGCAUCGAUGCCGGCGGCUGGAAGCCCCCGCACGUCACCCUUGACCAGCUCAAGGUCAUCGACGCCGACCAGGCUGUCAACAGUGAGACCUUCGCGCCGUGCAAGCCCAUUGUUUGGGCCUUCAAGCAGGCCGGCAAGGCGCACAACAUCCCGGCCACCAUCCUCAUGUCGUUCGCUAUGCAGGAGUCGACCUGCAACCCGUCGGUCACUGGUGGCAAUGGCGAGCAGGGCCUGAUGCAGAUCACCCCCGACAAGUGCGGCGGCGCUCCCGGCGGCAACUGCAAGGAUGUCGCGUUCAACGUCAACGCCGGCGCCAAGUACUUCCGGGACCGCAUCGACAGCUGCGGUGGCAACGUCCUCCAGGCCAUCGGAGAGUACAACGGAUGGCAGCCCGGCCUCACCGUGGCCAAGGCCACUGCCGCCCGCUGGCAAGGAAACUGCCACGCACAGAACAACCUCGACUAUCUGUUUAGCCUCUUGAACGGAUUUGCGCUUGGCAAGGACGGUUACAGCAUGGGCAAGUACCAGAACCUUGCCGCCUGCAAGUAG
Pseudozyma flocculosa PF-1 is the source of this 1209-nucleotide messenger RNA. RefSeq lists its product as uncharacterized. NCBI's taxonomy places the organism in Eukaryota, Fungi, Basidiomycota, Ustilaginomycetes, Ustilaginales, Ustilaginaceae. Bases 1 to 1209 code for a protein of 402 amino acids. The record is from RefSeq and is a predicted model, not a curated record. The transcript has a single exon.